AUGGUCUCCCCUCGAGCACGAUCAAGACCCUUGCUGAUCGACCCCUCUGCCUUGUCACCGAUCGAAUACGAGGCUUACUCGAUCUUGGUCAAUCAUGAACAUCACCGACCUGGACGACUCGAGGAGCCAGAGCAGCAAGGCGCAGAGCAGAUAUCACGAUUUGGCACCAGUACAACGCCUUCGGGGGUUUGGCAAGUCCUCAAGAGAUGGAUCAAAGUCGAUGUUGAUCCAAAGGUUGAGAAACAGGUGCGUACACGCUGUGUGAGAUGGGCGGGGUCUAUGUGGAUUGAGGCAGUGCCGCGACGGACUCGAGCUUCGGUCUCGAGCACACCGAACUCGGGCUGUCGGAGGGCGUGUUAUGCAACUUGGGUUGAUGGGUGGGAGCUCGCGAGGUGCGGACAAGAUCAAAGAUCAUUUGAUGGGCAUCACUCGAUUUGGUCGGACGAGACCAUCUCCAACAAGCUCUUUCCGUGGCCGAGCCCACCAGCGACUGUCGUGCUGAUGUCGUCCUGCUCCCUCCCCUCCCGCGGAAUAUCUUUCCCACUCGGCUUCAAUGCAGAUCCUCUCCUUCUAUCGCGAACCAUCAGCAACUCAGACCGACUCGUCAGAUGGGGAGGGCGCCCCUCUUCACCUCAUGCUUGGCAUGCUCCGAUUAUGGUCCCACUCGUCGACGAACCGGGUCCUCACGCGUGAUCUAGCCUUCAUCCAGAACGAUGAGCCCGCGCAAUUGUUUGUGCCUGCUCCUUCUACCAAAAUCUCCUCAGUCGAGCAAAAUUCCUCUUCGAGUCCGACCUCACCUCCCAUUGCGACGGCUUCGUCGAAUCCCUUCCGCAUCACCCCUGUGGCCAGCCCCUCCCCGCCCCCACAUCCGGCUGCCGCCGCCAAGACCGUGGAGCAAGAUAUCACUACGCCUAGCCUUGUGCCCGUCCCCGUCGGAAGUGCUAGUCGUGGCCCACCACCUUCCUUGCCUGCCAAGAGGAUCGUCAGCGAAUCCGGAGUAGCUUCUGCCAAGAGGGAAACGAACCCCUUCCGAUCAUCGGCAUCGCCUUCAACUUCGACCACCGUAACUCCAAGAGCUGUGCCGAACCAACCCAAAGAUGCAGCGACCUCUUCAACAAUCCCAUUUCCACCCUCACUACCGCCGAGAAGACCUGCUGUUGUUUCUCCAAUCGAACCACCCCCUCGUCGAGUCUCACUCAAAAAGACCGCCGAUUCACCGUCCAAACCCCGAGUCUCAUCUUUGUCCAUGACCCACCGACCGGGAGGAGCUGCCCCCAAUCCUCCUCCAACACAUCGCGCCACUUCUUCCACCCCGACUAUGUCGUCCAGAACGCCCCACAUCUCAACGAGCGGCUACAACCCUUUAUCAGAUACCUCGAGCCCAGUCGAACCUCUCAUCAAAACCCGCAACUCAUCCUCCUCGUCCAAAUUGACCGGCUCGACGCACAUCGGUCUCGAGAGCUCAGUCCGACUUCUUCCGACGACCGACGAAAGUCCUCAUCGACUGACAACACGUAUGGCCCGUUCCAAUUCGGCCAUCUCGAAUGCCUCGUCGACGACGUCGAACCCGGAUGUUGUAGGGACGUAUGACGGUCGAAUCGUUUAUGAACGACCUUUUCCGAGAAAGGUCUCGUCCCCAAAGACAGCUUAUUCCACUUCGCGUGGGAUGGGAAUCACUUCGAAGGAUCUGGCGGUCGAAGGCAUGGAGCUUGAAGCCAGCAGUAGCGAUGAUGUCGACGACGAAGACGAACUAGAUCGAGCCACGGUCCUUACGGAUCCAUUACCUACUCGAUCGAGGUUCGAAAGUUUCUCAAAAGGGGAGACGAUCCGACCUGAUCAACUCCGUAAUCAAGCACCUCUUCAACCCCCUCCAAGACGAGUCAUCACUGCACCUAGUAGCUUCCCAUUCUUUAACCUCGACGACAAAGACGAUGAUCAAGAUAUUCCUUCAGGAUGGGGCGCAUCAGCAUCCACCCUUGCUCGAUCAGCGACCCAUUCAGGGGCAUCUACUUCUCGACGUAGAUCGGACCUUCCCAAAGGAGUGGUGAGGCCGAUUCCUCAGAGAGCCAAUUCGUUGUCGGUCGGUGUGCAAAGGAGGAAAGGAUUGGGCGGGAAUGAGGCGCCUGGUUCGUGGACACAGGCUGCGAGAGAAGGGGAGGAGUGGAUGAAUAGGGCUAAAGAGGGGAUUGUGAGGAGGACGUCGAGGGGGAUCGAUUUGAUCAUUACGACGACGGGGUCAUCGAAGAGGGAGAGAGGGGAACCGUUGGUCGGAGCUGGCACUGAUGAUGAUGAGGAGGAGGAAGGGGUGUUCAGGGACCAGCCUGAGAUAGGGAGGGUCGUGGCCUCCGAAGGGGAGGAGGAUAGCGAUGACGAUGAUGGAGGCAGAGUCGAACCUGAGCCUCCUGAGAGGGUCAAGAGAAAAACGGCGGAAGAGGUGAGGAGAGAAGUUGAGAGGGAGGUCAAGAAGAGUCAGGAAAUACUUGGGGCGGAGUGGGAGUAG
Molecule: messenger RNA, 2500 nt
Organism: Microbotryum saponariae
Lineage: Eukaryota; Fungi; Basidiomycota; Microbotryomycetes; Microbotryales; Microbotryaceae
Source: the annotation of a GenBank genome assembly